Messenger RNA from Lagopus muta (rock ptarmigan), 6242 nucleotides. RefSeq names its product URB2 ribosome biogenesis homolog (gene URB2). The record is from RefSeq and is a predicted model, not a curated record. Lineage: Eukaryota; Metazoa; Chordata; Aves; Galliformes; Phasianidae. Gene Ontology annotation, cellular component: nucleolus. The transcript has 9 exons. Gene Ontology annotation, biological process: ribosome biogenesis. The coding region runs from base 191 to 4813 and encodes 1540 amino acids.
CGGCGCUCGGCUAGCGGGGCCUGGAGGACCGGAAGCGGCGUGAGUCGGCCGGCCGGCGGCGUGCGGUGUGGCGAGUGCCGGGCGGAGGUUGGGGGGCUGGGGUCGCGAGGUCGCCGCUCUUAUCUCCGCCGGACGUUUCGCCCGGCCGCGUUUCUUCUCCGUUCAGCCUCGAGGCCCGUGAGGUGCCCUCAUGGCGGCCAUCUACUCCGGGGUUCACCUGAAGCUGAAGAGCGCCAGGACCCCAUGGGAGGACAAACUGAAGCUCGCUCGCUUCGCGUGGGUUUCCCACCAGUGCUUUCUCCCCAACAAGGAGCAAGUAUUACUUGAUUGGGUAAGCCAUACAUUGGUUUCAUACUACAAUAAGAAACUUGAACUGGAGGAUGAAGUUGUUGAGAAGCUUUGGGCAUAUCUAGACAAUGUUAUCCGUAGUAGAAGGCUACAGAAUCUUUUGAAGAGUGGGAAGACGAUCACUCUCAGCUUUUCAAUUGCACAGGUCAUAAAUGAAAGAUUAUCGGAGGCCUGCUCUCAAAAAAACCAGCAAAACCUUGGCUCGGUGCUGAGUUGCUCCAGCGGCAUCCUUUCUACUCCUUCACUCUCCAUCAUUUACACAGCAAAGAGUGAGCUCUUAGUUGACCUCCUCAGCAAGCUCUCUGAGCUGGCAUGUCAGCAGCUGGCUUCGGAAGAUGCUGUGGGCUCCCAGUUGUUCAGCAUCCUCCACCUUACCUUUGUACAGUACCUCCUGAUCCAGAGGCAGCAAACCAACCCAAACCGUGUGUUUGGGCAGGUGACAAGCCACUUGUUCCAGCCAUGUCUGCUACUGAGGCACUUGCUGACCACACGGAGCUGGAAACAGUCAGAUGACAACCACGUGCGUCAGUAUUUGAGCAGGGAAAUCCGAAAUCAAGUAGAGACAUUGUUGCAGGCUGGAUUAUUCCAGCCUGAGCUCUUCACGUCCUACAAAGAGGAGUUGCUGCCAGAACGGGAACCUCAGGAGAAGAAGAAAGGAGCUUUGAAAAAUCUCUUGCUUCCAGUAAACACUGUGCAGACCAAGUUGAGGAGUGGCUUUUGUGAGCCUGCCAUUCAUGGACCAGUUGUGGCUAGUGCAGUGUCCCUGCUAUAUAAACUCUUUCUGGACUCAUACUGCAAGGCAGAAAACCACCUUGUGUGUUUCCACAUGCUUACCAGGCUUUUUGACUGUCUCAGGCUCUCUGGCCUACAGCAGAGUGUGGGACAGGACACGCUUUCCCCUGCAGACUGGAGCACAGAGCUCCUUGCUUUGGAACAGCUUCUGAACUUGGUGCUUAACAAUGAUAUCUAUAACAUUGCCAGUGACCGCAUACGGCACAAGGAGGUACAGUUCGGGUUUUACUGCAAGCUGGCGCAGAUGUUGUUGAGUCACUCCCAGGCUUCCAUCCCAGCUUGGUUCAGGUGCCUCAAAGUUUUACUGUCAUUAAACCACCUUAUAAUAGAGCCCGACCUGCUUGAUUUAGUGGCCUCUGCUUGGGUUGAUGCAAAGGUGUCUGAGCAACGUGCAAAGAAGCCCCAGGAGGCUCUGAUCAACACCAUGUUUCAGACAUACUCCAAGCUGCGGCAGUUCCCACGACUUUUUGAGGAGGUUCUGACAGUCAUUUGCUGGCCAGCUGUCGAUGAGCUGAGGCUGCCUGUCUUGUCUGCUGGAUUGACAGUGAAACUUCGCGAGUGCCUCCUUGAGCUGCCACCCAACCAGAUUCUGGACAUUGUGUGUCUCUUAGUGGAGAAAUGCCAGCUCCUUAUUCCUGCAGUUGAAAGGUCUGUUGACAUGGCCUUGAAACUGAUGUCCCUGAGCUCAGUGCUGCACGCUUUUCUGUUCAACAUGAGGAGUUUAGAUGAUGUCACUCCUUCCCCUGUGGUUCUUCGUAUGCAGAAUCUGCUGGCCAAGAUGCAACAAGAGGUAAUUUGUCCGCUGAUAGAGCUGCUGAAGGCUCCUAGGAGAGAGGAAGAAAAGUCAGACCUUUGGCUAAGAAAGGCCAGUGACUCUGCUCUCCUCCUUGUUUACACUUGGGUUGAGGUAGACACUUUGUUUAAUAUUAGCUGCUGUAAAUAUGUGUCUCCAUCAGCUGAAACUGGUGGUGCUACUACUGCCUCUGCUGCAAAGCCCUGGGACAUUUCGACUUUCAUUCCUGGUGUAGAGGAGCAGUGUUGGGAGAGAGUCAUGGAACUUGCAAGUAGUUUUACCUCCACUAGUAAAUACUGCUUAGAACUGCUUGCACUUCAGAAAAUGAAGAUGAUUCUAAUGCAGACUCAAGCUGACGUACAGGCCCUUCAGCAAGCUGCAGCUUUCAUCAUAGAGUCUGGGAGAGCUAGCAUGAGCAGAGGAGAAUCUGAACCAUGGGAUGGAGAUAUCUGCGCAAUAAAUGAUCUCACCUACCCCACGGCACACUGUCACCUCGUCAUCUCCAACCUGACUAUCCUGUUGCCAUAUAUUUCCCUGAAAAAUGUACAGGACAUUGCAGAUGUGCUUUUGGAGACGUUAGUAUUGACCAGAUCACAGGAAAUUGCCACAGAUCAGGAGCCUUCCAUCAGCAUUGGAAAGAUCUGUCUCAGUUUGAUGCACAGUUCCUUUCUCCCUGAGAUGAAGGUUCUACAUUGUGCUUUUCUGACCAGCCUUAUUCAUCAAUUCGCGAAGGUGCUGCCCUCUGCUGCUCAGGAUUCGGUAGAUCAGCCGCUUCUGCAGCUGUCUGCAAAUGAUAUCUCUUGGCAUGAAGAAAUCCUGGGUCCUUGCAAAACGACUGAUGCACUGUCAGAAAACAAACAACCAAAAGAUGAGCCCAGUUUAUCUUGGAAAACUCUGGAGAAGGUUGCCCAGUGUAUAUUACUGUUAGCAAAAAAUAGUUCCCCUGUCAUCCUGAAGGAAAGUCAAGUAGAAAGCUGUCUGACUUUGCUGGAAAUUACUUCUCUUCUGAAAUUAGACAGUCUUCUUCCCUCUGACUGUAUCCGGUGUUUUUUAUUGUUGCUGUCCCUGAUAGCAAAUACCAGGACUAGUGCCUCCUGCAGCAAGCUGUUAUCACUGAAGUUUUUAAGUACCUGCUUCCAUCUCCUCAGAUGUCUGCAAGCUGGCAGGAAUGCCAGCUCUGUUUUUAAAGUUUUUCAUGCCAGUGAUAUUCUUGAGGCCAUCUUAACGUCCCAGCUUACAGCUAGUAAAUCCUUUACUGAUACUUUGACUGUUCCUGUUUGGACAGAAUAUCUCCAGGAAGUCCAAGCCUCUUUGGAACACUUUCUUCAGAUGAUUGUUGAAAGAAGGCAAAGUGUGAGGCUUAACUUGGAAAAGUUUGUCUCUUUCCUCUCAAGCUGCAAGCCAGAUGUUGGUGCAGUGAAAAGCAAAUGCAGGAAAAACUGGAAUCCCGCAGCUGAGCAAUUACUGCUCUUGUCAUUCACCACACUGUGUCACGUCCUCACGCUCUAUCUUCAGCAGCAACCAGAAAAGAAGCUGCAGUCUACAGACAUACUGUCUGCUUUGUUGGAGCCAGUAGUUCAGCAGAUGGGGAAAGCUAUUGAGCAUGGUCUUCAGAGUAACACCCCAAACCACCAUUUGCCUGUAGCGUUUAUACCAUCUGUCAUGACUCUUCUCAAGGCAGAUUUGAGCCAUGCUGUCAGAAAGGGCUGGCAAAAGAAUCCUGAGGAGUCCUGUGCAUUUUUGGAGCAAUCACGUGUUAAACUGUACCAAAAGUUUUACUCUCAGAUACUGAGAGAGCUGCCCUCUGCAGGAGGUCAUCUGCAGUUCCUUCAGUCUGCCUUGCGGUUUUUAGCAGUCUUCUGCUCAGUGCCAGAGCUGUAUCCUGGAAAAGAAAAUGCAGUCACUGUUGUUUUUGCUAUCCAAAAGCUUCUCACUGGUCCUGCGAUCACAAUUCAGGUGGUUCAAAGUAUAGAGGUGGAGCUGACAGAGGUGGUUGUACAGCUACUGGGAAACUGCUCUGCUGAAGAAUUUUAUGCCAUAAUGAGGCUUUUGCUGCAGGGACUUGAAAUGAGGAACACUUGGCAACAGAAGGCUAAAGAAGUAUUGUCAGCUAUUACGCUAAUCAAAUUGUUGCUGAGCUGCCCAUUAAGUGGAGACAAAGAGAAAGCUUUCUGGUUUGCCAGCCCACAGAUAAUCACAGCUUUAGCCCUGCAAACCAAAGAGGCCUGUCAGGACCAGUCAUUGACUUCCAACAUAGUCGUACCUAUUCUAAAGACUGCAGCAGCUCUGCUAAGGCAAGGAGAAAGGGUUCUCUUGAAUCCGCACCAUGUGGCGUUGGCAUUCAGCAUCCUCCUAACAGUCCCUCUGGAUCAUCUGAAGAUAGAGGACUAUGGGAAUGUCUUUCUGGGAGUCCAUGAAGUGCUGUUUUCUAUUGUGCAGUGUCACCCAAAGGUGAUGUUGAAAGCUGCACCAUCGUUUCUGAACAGUUUUCAUCGUCUGGUUGCUUCUGUCAUGGUUGAAGGACGUCAGAGAGGGGACAAAGGCAACACAGAUGAAUUUGAAGUUAUACUGAAAUGUGCACACCUUGUGGAACGGAUGUAUAGUCACAUCGCUGCAAAAACAGAGGAAUUCACUUUGUUUUCUGCUUUCAUUGUGGCUCAGUAUGUGACAGAACUGCAGAAGGUAACUUUGCACCCGGCUGUGAAGAAACAUCUCACAGAGGGGAUAUAUCACAUCCUUGACCUUUGCAUUGAUCAGGACAUCAAAUUCUUAAAUGCGUCGCUGCCAGCAGGUGUAAGGGAGGUCUUUAAGGAUCUGUACAAUGAUUACAACCACUACCACAAAGCAAAAAAACAGGGGGAGGAAAAGUUCACUGCAUGAUAAAUUCUGUCCAGUGCCACAUAAUCAGUUAUGAAAUGAUCUUGCAAUGUGCAGAAAAUCCUGUUUUUUGUGACCAACCUUUGUAAGGGGGCAUGAGGAGGGAAAAUAGCCCCACUCUGUGCAUGAGUGGCAGAACUGCUGCACCUGUGCAGGCCCCAUGUGAACCUGCUGGGAGAAUGCUGCAGACUGGCUGCAGAUCUCAGGUUUCAGGCUUUGACACAUCAUGCAACUUUUCUGUGGAAGCAAUAGUCUGGUGUAAAAGCCCGCGAGGGCUAUAAUUCACAAAUACCGUAAGCAGAAUUAAAGCAGUUAGAAUACAUAUUUUUUAUAUGCUGUUACUUUACAUUUUUGUACUGAAGAACUUUGUGAAUGCUAUAUAGCUGUUGAAAUACUGUGGAAAUACAUGUUUUCAAAAUUCUUUACUGUAUCUUCUUACUUGGUUGGUUUUGCGUUGAGUCCAGCCCUGAGCAGCCUUGUCUGACCUACUGAGAUUCCUUCCCAUUAGAAUCACCUUGUGAUCCUCUUGAUAAUCAGAAACACUGACAACUUAGGGCUUUGGUCAGUUUACUAUCAUAAAGCAGUUAACAGUUAUCUGAGCUGUGGUGGCCCUCACUGUGCAUUAUUAUCUUGUGACAAACUCUACAUUUCAAGACCUAUCUGAGACCUCUUUGGUCUAAGCUGAGCCCUGUUGCUUUGCUUUCACUCAAUGAUAAAAGCAGGCCCUUAUUGCAACUCAGCUGACACUAAUAAGCUGUCGUAAAUUAAUCAUAAUUGAGCUUGUAGGAAGAUUUAUCAAAUAAAUUUCAUUAGCCAAACUACAGAAUUUUAUUACGUUGAAAAUGGUGCAGACUAAAAUCUGAACUUUUUCAUAAAACAGGCUUCACAUAUGUAUACAGCAAGAACUCAUUACUCAGAACUUAUAAUCUCCCUUAGAUUAUAGGGUGGACAGGGGAGGAAUGGAAUGUACUUGGCUGGGCUGGGAAUGUUCUUCAUAGCAGCUCCUCUGGUGCUGGGCUUCGCAUUUUUGUUUAGAAGUGCUGGUAACGUGCUGCUAUUUUGGAUGUUACUGAAUGGUGCUUGCAAGCAUUCAAGGCUUUCUCUCCAGGCUUCUUACUGGGAAUGCAAGGAACACUAUCUCUGGUCCAGAGGAUGACAUUUAGCUGGCACAGGAGGGUCUGUGUGGCAAAAAUGGAGAACGUGAGCAGGGCUGAGGGGCAGCUGAAGGAGUUGGAAGGGCGGUUACUGCUGCAUUAAACUCCUGGGGCUGUGGGACAGUAAAGUGGUUUCAGAAGGGAAAUGUGUUUGAGCUGGGCUGAGCUGAACGGGCUCUGAGGGAGGAGGGCUGCUAGUAAAAAGGGGGUGGUUAUGGACAGUGGGAGAGGAUCUGGAAAGAGUGGUGAAAAAAAGGAGAACUGUGUUUCAAGCGGGG